Molecule: messenger RNA, 1152 nt
Organism: Toxorhynchites rutilus septentrionalis
Lineage: Eukaryota; Metazoa; Arthropoda; Insecta; Diptera; Culicidae
Product: kynurenine formamidase
Exons: 3
Coding region: 180-1139 (319 amino acids)
Source: RefSeq, a predicted model, not a curated record
ACCGACAAACCCAUCUCAAUUACACUUGAACAUUCCACAGAAACAGUCGCAAGGCUUCCUAUCAUGUUCACGCUAUUUUUUGUUUCACAUUUCUGUUUAAUGUAAAAAAAACUAAUCACUAUCAACCGUCACUUGAUAACGUUUUAAGUUUGUGUUUUGUGAGGCUUCACAGGGAACGAAUGAUUGCCAUUCAUUGUUGGAUUUUUGGAAUUAUCAGUUUGCUAAGGUGUAGUACGAUGACCACUCCAAGCGAUGAUCAAAUCGAGAUUUGGGAAAAGGAAUACGCCCCGAGUAAAUGGACCAAACGCUUCGACACACCCAGAGAAGUGCUGGACCAUCAUGUGAAGUUUGUCACCGAAGUAAGUAGAGACAAUCGGAAGCAGCUCUGCUGUACACUAAACGUGAGGUAUGGUAGAGGUGAAAAUGCGACAUUCGAUAUCUACGGUGAUGAUCUGCCGGGAGAUGCACCCUUGUUUGUGUACAUUCACGGUGGUUACUGGCAAAUGCUGUACAAGACAGACUCUGCUUACUGUGUAAAACCGCUGGUCGAGCGAGGCUACCGGGUAAUCAUUUUGGGAUAUGACCUGUGUCCAAAGAUUAAUCUGGAACAACUUGUCGCUCAAAUAAAGUCUGCUGGCGUUUACAUUCUCAACUAUGCUGCGGAGAAACAUGUGAAACACAUUUCGUUCGCCGGCCAUUCGGCGGGAGCUCAUCUGAUAGCGACCAUGCUCGAUUGUCCGUUUGUUGCUGCCAUGGGAAAGGAAAUCGAUCGUAUCAAGCAGAUAUAUUUGAUAUCCGGUGUUUACAAGCUGGAUGAACUUUUCUACACGACAGAAGUCAAUAAGAACAAUCUACUCGGGUUGAAUGCACUAACCAUUCAAUCCUUGUCGCCAUUAUUGCAGAAUUAUCAGCAUCUACUCGGUUUCAAUAGCAGAAUUCAUAUCUAUGUUGGUGAGAAUGAAAGCCCUGUGUUCAAGCAGAUGUCUUCAGAUAUGUGUAAGCAUUUUGAAAAAUUUGCACUUGACAGCACAUUCCAGAUUUUACCGAAUCUAGACCAUUUUAACAUAGUGGAGAAGCUCUCUGAAAAGGAUUAUUUCAUAACAAACAACAUUUUGGAACACUUCUCAGGGAAUCAAUAAAGUUUUAACUCAA